Messenger RNA from Botrytis deweyae, 921 nucleotides. RefSeq lists its product as uncharacterized. The transcript has a single exon. Bases 1 to 921 code for a protein of 306 amino acids. NCBI's taxonomy places the organism in Eukaryota, Fungi, Ascomycota, Leotiomycetes, Helotiales, Sclerotiniaceae. The record is from RefSeq and is a predicted model, not a curated record.
AUGAGUCUCUCGCGUCCUUCCUUUUUACUAAAUUGGACCCGAAAACCUUUCCAAAGAUCUUUCAAGGCUCUUACUACGAAAACUUCCCAUACUCAUCGGACUUAUUCUACUGCCAACGACCCGAAUGUGUCAAAUUCUGACUUCGGCGAUGAUCUAAUUCCCAAGCACAGCAUCUAUUAUGAAGAGUCAAUGAAGAUAAUUAGUAAAAUCGAGAAGGAGCUCGAGGAAAAACGUCUUUUAACGGAACAAGUGAAUAUGCUAGAGUUGAUUAGGUUGAGAUCAAUGUAUUUCAGAAUGGUGAAGGAGAAGGGAACUGUACUUAGGAAACAACAGUCGCAACUAGAUACUAUGGAGAUGGAACGCAGACAGACCUUUAAAGUUUUCUUACCAAACUCACUCCGCCAAGCCAAUAAAUUCCCGCAGUUGGAAAUCAUCUUUGUCGCUACCUUCGGAAUUUCAAAGGACGACGUCAAACCUUUGUUGGUAAUGGACGAACGUUGUGAUGAGAAAUUCAGAGUACAGUAUACUUUGGAAGGUCAUGGAAUGAUUUUCAAUCAUCUCAUGCCGGACAAAUUUCCACCAAUAUUCAAAGAAUGGCUGGAGACGAUUCGAGAGGUCAAAGGCCAAAUCGACAAUGCAGAAGUGGCAUAUGGAGGAAGCGCCGACAUCGAGGACGACGAUGAACCAACGGCGCUGGAUUUAAUUUCCAAAGUUGAUGUCAGAUUGUAUUUGAAAGCUAAGGAAUUAGCUGAGGCUUGCGACCUCGCUUACUCUGAUGAUUUUAAGACUUCUGGUAAAUCUACUUAUCCCCUUUGGGAAUACAAGGAUAGAAUGAUUGCAGAAUGGGAAGAAAGGGAAUUGAUGCCAGAGUUGAUGGCGGCUGCAAAGGCCAAUAGGAAGAUCUACUGGAGGUAUCUAUGA